AUGGCAGCCGUAACUAGAAGGUAAGCCGCUUGUUCUUUGCUUUCUCCUGUUUUCCUCAUCUCUCCUUUAAUCAAACCCCAGUCUAUUUAUCCCCUAUUCCCCAAUGUAAUCAGCCCCCCGGGAAAUCGCCUCCCAUUCCGGGUGAUAAUAAGGGAUGUUUUAUUCCAUGUGAUUGACUCAUCCAUUUCUCUCCCAAUGUUCCUUCCUCUCUCCAUCUCUCUCCCUCCAAAUCUCUACCUUUCUUUCUAUCUCAAUCCUUCUGUCUUUAUUUCUGUCUCUCCCUCCAAAUCACUCUCCCUAUAAGUCUCACCCUCUCUCUGUCUCUCUCUCUCCCUCCCUAUUUCCCUGUUUCUCUAUCUCCCGGUCUAUUUCCCAGUCUCUCUCUCUCCCCUCUUCCUCUGUCUCCCUUAAUUUAUUUCCCUUUGAUUCAAUCUCAUGUAUAUCUCUCCCGUUGUCUCUCUCUCUUUCUCUGUGUCUCUUCGAGUUUCCCUUUGUGUGUCACGCUGUCUGUCUCUUUAUAUCUGUCUUUCCUUUUAUUCAUGUAACUCUUUCUCUUUCCCAAUAUUUUAAUCACUCUCUCUGUCUCUCCCCACUCUUUACUCUUUCUCACCCAUUACCUUCUCUUUCUCUCUCUCUGUCUCUCUACCCAUAUCUCUAUCUCUUUGCAUGUGUCUCUCUUAUACUUGCUGACUCUCUCUGUGAUUCCUCAUUCACCCAAUUCUUUGUAUAAUUAAUUACAAUCCUUUCAUCCUAAACCUUUUCAUCUCACCAUCAACCCAGAUCUCUUCAUCUCCCUCGCUUCUCCCCACUCCUUGCAUCACUCACUCUUUUCAUCACUCACACUCCAUGUGUCAUUCACACUUCUCUAUCACUCACAUUCCCUGCAUCACUCAAACUCCAUGUAUUAAUUCCCACUCCACGAAUCAAUCCCACUUCAUGUAUCACUCACACUCAAUAUAUCACUCACACUCAAUAUAUCAUUCACACUCCUUGGAUCAUUCACACUCCUCUAUAACUCACUCUCCCUGCAUUACUCACACUCCAUGUAUCACUCACACUCCAUGUAUUACUCACACUCCUUGGAUCAUUCACACUCUUUCUGUCACUCACACUCCCACAAUAAUUCACACCCCCUCUGUCACUCACACACUCUGUAUAAUAUACAUCCUCUCUAUCAUUCACACUCCUUUUAGCUCUCACAUGCCUAUAUCACUUACAUUACCUGUUUUAUUUACAGUUCUGGUGUCAUUCACACCCCCUCUAUCAUUCACACUUUCUUUAUCAUUCAUCUUCCCCUCAAUCACCCUUUUUGUUUCAUUCACACUCCCUGCAUCAUUCCUACUCUUUGAUUCAUUCACAUUCCCUCUAUCACUCAUACUCUGUUUAUCAUUCAUAGGUUAGGUAUUACUCACACUCCCUCUAUCAUCCACACUCCUGGAAUCAUUCACUCUGUGCAGCUACCACCGCUACAUCACUCACAGUCCUUGUUUUAUUUACAGUCCGUGUAUCAUUCACACUCUCUUUAUCAUUCUCCUUUCCUGCAUCAUUCACACUCCCGGCAUCAUUCACACUCUGUGCAGCUCUUUACGCACUCUCUGCACCUCUCACAAUAUGGUAUCACUGCCCAAAUAUCCCACACUCCCUACAAUAAUCCCUACUGCACUACCUGCACCACGUACACUGCCAGCGUCGCCUACAUAUCACGCAUUGCUCACACUGCUAAGUUCUCUUAGUGUUGUAACAUGUGGGAUAUGGUUGCAGUGUGGUAGUAGUGACCAGCAUGUUUGCAUUUCACUUAAAUGUAAAAUAUAUAUUUUUAGAUGUCAUUUACAAUCAGUACAUUGAGAAGUUCAAUAUAGGCAGUUAGUAUAGUGGGAUUUUAAUGAGGAGGUAGGGGGUGAAGGAAUAUAAUGCUCACCCAGUAUCCACUCCUUCAAAAAAAUCAUUAAAAACCCACUUCUUCAUAAAAGCGUAUCAAUUAGACUGUUGAUAGCUCCCAACUGAUUCCUCUCUUGUAACUGUCAUUAGUCUAAUACUAUCCUUCCCUUUUUGUGUCAUUUUACCCCACUCCCUCUAGCAUGUAAGCUCAUUGAGCAGGGCCCUCAACCCCUCUGCUCCUGUGUGUCCAACUUGUCUGGUUACAACAACUACAUGUUUGUGCGUCCACCCAUUGUAAAGCGCUGCGGAAUUUGUUGGCGCUAUAUAAAUAAUAACAUCAUAAUAAUAAUAAUAAUAAUAAUGUAAUGAGUAAGGGUAGUUGAAUUUGUAAUAUAGUGAAUAUGUGCACUGGUAUGAGACAUAAGGGGCAAUAGAUAGUGGGGUUUGCAACCUGUGGAAUUAUAGUGAGUCUGCGUAGUGGGAUUUAUAGUCAGUGAAGUGGAUAUGGAUAGUGUGAUUUUUGCAUUGAGAUUCACAGUCAAUGGGUGAAUUAAACGUGAACGUGCAGUGUCCUCACCAAAAUUUCUGCACCAUUUCUGUUGUAGAAAGAACAGAAUUCACAUUGGUUCCCAUGUUCUAAAAUGGUUGUUUGGUCUUAAUGGAGUUUUACUUGUUACACGCAUGGCACCUCUGAUGGCUUGAUUUGCAAGUGUGUAAUUGGUAGGUAUAUUCGGUUAUUUUGCCCCAUAUGUCAGAAUAUAUCUUCUGACAUUUUGUAAUAUUUGCUGAGUUUCUCCUCAUUUUCCAUAUUUACUCUCACAUGAUAUAGUGUAGCCAUUUACAUAUGUUUGGUUUAAUUAACCUCAUGCCUUGUUUAUAAUCACUUAUUACAUAUACCAUAAAUAUCGCCAUUUGCAAUAAAUCUCCCCAUUUGACAUAAUUUACCCCAUUUACCAUUUCGCUCUAUACAUUUAACAUCAUUGACCCAAUGUCACCCCUCUGCCAUAUGUUGUUCUAUAUGCCCUGUUGAACACACCUGAGUGUUGUAGGGUGCAAUGCAGAAACCACGAGCAGUGGGGUACACGCUCUCUGCAGCUCUGCAUUUCCACUGAUAAAGGGGGAAUAGAGAGAAUUGAGGAUUUGUGGGGCCUCCAAACACUGGGUCUUGUUACAGAGGCUCCAAAACUGCAGGGCCCAAGACAUGCUGCGGAGGUUGUGAUCUGUAGUUGGAGAGUAGAGUAGGAGAAUAAUACAGAUAUUAUUCAUAUUAAUUUAAUAAGAAUGCAGAUUGAGUGAGUGGGAGUGACAUAUCUAUGUGACAGGAAGUAAUAGAAAUUUGUACAUAGAAAUAUGGGCAGAUUGAGUGAAAGACAAACAACAGAACUGUGAAUUGAUCAGCCGUGUUACUUCCCCUAAUGUCUUCCUAUGGGUAAAUCUUGGAUUAUAAUCUCCCAUAAUGUCUUCCUACGGGUAUAUCUUGGAUUAUAAUCUCCCAUAAUGUCUUCCCAUGGGUAUAUCUUGGAUUAUAAUCUCCCAUAAUGUCUUCCCAUGGGUGUAUCUUGGGUUAUAAUCUCCCAUAAUGUCUUCCUGUGGGUAUAUCCCAUAAUGUCUUCCUAUGAGUAUAGCUUGAUUAUAGUCUCCCAUAAUGUCCUCCUAUUGGUUAUAGCAUGGACUAUAAUCUCCCCUAAUAUUUUCCUGCUUGUUAUAGUUUGGAUUAUAAUUUCCCCUAAUGACCUCCCAUGUGACGUCCACAAAUGUCUUCCUGUUGGUUAUAGUUUGGAUUAUAACCUCCCCUAAUAACCUGCUGGUUACAGCUCAGAUCAUAAUCUCCCCUAAUGACCUCAUAUGGUUAUAGUUUGAAAUGAACUGCUAUGUGAUGUCCUCAAAUGUCCUCCUGUUCCUUACAGUGUGUGUGUGUGUGUGUGUGUGUGUGUGUGUGUGUGUGUGUGUGUGUGUGCGCGCGCAUAUAUAUAUAUAUAUAUAUAUAUAUAUAUAUAUAUACUAGGGGAGUAAUUAAAUUCUAUUUAGUGAUAGCAGGUUAGUGAUGGGGUUAUAUUUAAUGAUAGUAGGGUGGAGAUUGGUUUAUAAAUAGUGAUAGUAUGGUUGGAAUGAGGCUAUACUUUUAAUUUUAGGGCAGUGAUUGGGUUAUAGCUAGUAAAAGCAGGGUAGUGAUCGGAUUAUAUUUAGCAACAGCAAGACAGUGAUGGGGCUAUUUAUAGUGAUACUAGGGUAGUGAUGGGGCUAUAUACAGUAAUAGUAGCAUAUUGAUGGGGGUUACAUUUAGUGAUGUUAGGGUAGUGAUGGGGCUAUGUAUAGUGAUAGUAGGGUAGUGAUGGGGCUAUAUACAGUAAUAGUAGCAUAUUGAUGGGGGGUUACAUUUAGUGAUGUUAGGGUAGUGAUGGGGCUAUGUAUAGUGAUAGUAGGGUAGUGAUGGGGCUAUAUACAGUAAUAGUAGCAUAUUGAUGGGGGGUUACAUUUAGUGAUAUUAGGGUAGUGAUGGGGCUAUGUAUAGUGAUAGUAGGGUAGUGAUGGUGCUAUAUACAGUAAUAGUAGCAUAUUGAUGGGGGUUACAUUUAGUGAUGUUAGGGUACUGAUGGGGCUAUGUAUAGUGAUAGUAGGGUAGUGAUGGGGCUAUAUACAGUAAUAGUAGCAUAUUGAUGGGGGGUUACAUUUAGUGAUAUUAGGGUAGUGAUGGGGCUAUGUAUAGUGAUAGUAGGGUAGUGAUGGGGCUAUAUACAGUAAUAGUAGCAUAUUGAUGGGGGGUUACAUUUAGUGAUAUUAGGGUAGUGAUGGGGCUAUGUAUAGUGAUAGUAGGGUAGUGAUGGGGCUAUGUACAGUAAUAGUAGCAUUUUGAUGGGGGUUACUUUUAGUGAUAUUAGGGUAGUGAUGGGGCUAUGUAUAGUGAUAGUAGGGUAGUGAUGGUGCUAUGUACAGUAAUAGUAGCAUAUUGAUGGGGGGGUUACAUUUAGUGAUAUUAGGGUAGUGAUGGGGCUAUGUAUAGUGAUAGUAGGGUAGUGAUGGGGCUAUAUACAGUAAUAGUAGCAUAUUGAUGGGGGUUACAUUUAGUGAUGUUAGGGUAGUGAUGGGGCUAUGUAUAGUGAUAGUAGGGUAGUGAUGGGGCUAUAUACAGUAAUAGUAGCAUAUUGAUGGGGGGUUACAUUUAGUGAUAUUAGGGUAGUGAUGGGGCUAUGUAUAGUGAUAGUAGGGUAGUGAUGGGGCUAUGUACAGUAAUAGUAGCAUUUUGAUGGGGGUUACUUUUAGUGAUAUUAGGGUAGUGAUGGGGCUAUGUAUAGUGAUAGUAGGGUAGUGAUGGUGCUAUGUACAGUAAUAGUAGCAUAUUGAUGGGGGGUUACAUUUAGUGAUAUUAGGGUAGUGAUGGGGCUAUGUAUAGUGAUAGUAAGGUAGUGAUGGGGCUAUGUAUGGUAAUAGGGUAGUGAUGUGGCUAUGUACAGUAAUAGUAGCAUAUUGAUGGGGGGGUUACAUUUAGUGAUAUUAGGGUAGUGAUGGGACUAUGUAUAGUGAUAGUAGGGUAGUGAUGGGGCUAUGUACAAUAAUAGUAGCAUAUUGAUGGGGGAUUACAUUUAGUGAUAUUAGGGUCGUGAUGGGGCUAUGUACAGUAAUAGUAGCAUAUAGAUGGGGGGUUACAUUUAGUGAUAUUAGGGUAGUGGUGGGGCUAUAUACAGUAAUAGAAGCAUAUUGAUGGGGGGGUUAUAUUUAGUGAUAUUAGGGGAGUGAUGGGACUAUGUAUAGUGAUAGUAGUAUUUUGAUGGGGGGUUACAUUUAGUGAUAUUAGGGUAGUGAUGGGGCUAUGUAUAGUGAUAUUAGGGUAGUGAUGUGUCUAUGUACAAUAAUAGUAGCAUAUUGAUGGGGGAUUACAUUUAGUGAUAUUAGGGUAGUGAUGGGGCUAUGUAUAGUGAUAGUAGGGUAGUGAUGUGGCUAUGUACAGUAAUAGUAGCAUAUUGAUGGGGGUUACAUUUAGUAAUAUUAGGGUAGUGAUGUGGCUAUGUACAGUAAUAGUAGCAUAUUGAUGGGGGGUUACAUAUAGUGAUAUUAGGGUAGUGAUGGGGCUAUGUAUAGUGAUAGUAGGGUAGUGAUGUGGCUAUGUACAGUAAUAGUAGCAUAUUGGUGGGGGUUACAUUUAGUAAUAUUAGGGUAGUGAUGUGGCUAUGUACAGUAAUAGUAGCAUUUUGAUGGGGGGUUACAUUUAGUGAUAUUAGGGUAGUGAUGGGGCUAUGUACAGUAAUAGUAGCAUAUUGAUGGGGGGGUUACAGUUAGUGAUAUUAUUGUAGUGAUGGGGCUAUGUAUUCCACAGAGAUGUAUAGUAGGAAAGAAGACAAAUAUUUAUUUCUAACAAAACAUGUGUGACAUACGGUAUCAUGGACUGGGAGUUAUGGAACCAAGCAGGAAAUAUACCAAGAUGUCUAAUCAAUAGUUUCAUAAACCAAGCGGUGAGUCUGCCUCUGUGGUCAUAUAAUCCCACUGAACACAUGAUGACUUGGUUAAAAUUGUGGUUACAGUGAUAUAUAUUAAAUUCAAGAAAUUAUAAUAUAUAUGAUCUAGCUGCCCAUCAUCCUUUCUUUACUCUAUGUAUCAGUAGAAUUGAAGUGGCUCUUAUAUCACAUUUCCCUGUAGAGCCCAGUAUUUGGGUGCCAUAGUGCUGAGAGUAUUAAAGCUAUAAAUAUAUUCUAUUUUCACUGCAUUACAUGCGCUGUCGUACAAUGCUAAGUAACACCAUCAAGUUUUUCAUUCAGCCUAGGAAAAAAAGGCUUCUUAAAAUGUAAAUAAGAAAUUCUGUAUGAAUGAGAUGAAAGAAAAAUUAUGUGCACAAAUAAUAAAAAUUAAAUAAGCCACCUAAUUUCUAUUCUAAAAAUGGAGUCUAAAUGCAUGCUGCGCUUCUAUACAGUUUAACUAUACCUUGCAAUUAACUUCCUAGCCAAUCCCAAUUCACCACAACCAACAAAGUCCUACUGCUUUAUAUAGGAGUCCGUGGGACUCCCUGAGCUAUUUUUUGUAAUAUACGGUAAUUAUAAUUGAGUUGGUUGGACAAGGGCAUCCUAUUUCUGCCAUAUGGACAACAAUUGAAAAGGGUUGAGCAAGUUAGUUUGUGGAGAUGAAGCAUUUUUAUGACAUUUUCAAUGCUCUAAACCGACCCCAGACUUUUGCAUAGUUUUAUAACAUUUUUGGAAUAUUAUGUCUUGUAUAUUUACUUGUAUGAUAGUGAUACAAGUUAUUUUGCCUGUGUCAAUGUUGAAUACCCUUUGCAAUCACAGAUAAAAGUUCUGUGCACUCGAGGCUUCUCAACAUGUGUAGACUUUAUUUGAAAAAACUAAGCAUAAAAAUUGACAACUUUUUGGCCGUGCUUUACAUUUAAUAGUACAAAAUACAGUCUACAGAGAGAGAAGACUAAACUAUGCCAAGUCCAGGUGAAGAAUUGGAGAAAAAAACAGAUAAACGAGAAAUAGUCAAGGAUUCCAGAAAGCUGCGUACUCAGAUGUCAAAACCAAGUCAAUACCAGAAUAGUACACUAUAAAUGAAAGCAUACUCUCAUUAACAGAGACCAGUACAGACAGAAGAAGCUAUCAGACUGGCUAUAAAUAGCACUACCAUAGGCUACUAUUGGCCUGCUUUAAAAGUGAUGCCAAAACGUACACAACCUACGUUGUUUGGUUGAGAUGGUUUGGCAUAAAAAAUAUGAUGCGGCUUUCUGUGUGAAUAAAUAGAUACGCGUGCAAUGGCGCCUGAAAGGUGCUCAGGCCAUGAAAGAUUGUUACCAUGUGCAACACAACACACCUUCUGGAUAAACAAUUAUUGUAUGAAUCUCAGAUAUACACCUAAUGUAUCCCCUCUUAGAUACUGGCAUCACCAAAAACAAACUGUAAUGUAAAAUGCAGAUACAUUUGAUGUUUUAAUUGGAGAUUUGAAUCAAGAGUUGGUCCACAAAGACUUGUUUGGCUCCUUCAAACUAAAUAUUGCGGGGCUUCAAUAAAGCUCUAGGGACCAGUACACAGGAUGGUUGCCAGGACUUUGCUGGAAAGCCAACAUGUAUUCCAGCAAUGCUAGUUCAGUAAUGGGUUUUACUUGUCCACCCAGGCACUGUCUGAGUGUCCAAUGCAUGCUGCUUGAGGUAGGGGUAGUAAAGGAUCUGGACUCAUAGUUAGCUUACCAUUAUGACCCAGACUAACAGUGAAGCUCAUGGGAUGGAAUAUAUUAUCUACCAAAGGCCUCUUUUUAGUCAUACAACGCAGACAGACUGCUUAUGUGGAUUGAUAUUGGAGUUUGUUCCAUUUUACAAUAUUGCAUGGACCUUUACAGUUAGGGUCUGACAAAAAGUCAAUGUGAGACUUACCUGUACUGUGGAACUGGGACACAUGCCAAUUCAACUAUGAGUCUUGUGGCAAAUCUUCUCUCAGGUUCAGUUCUAGUGAAAGAAUUGCUUUUAACUUGUCUUUCAAUAGUCCCACAAUGUAAUUUAAGGAUUUAGUAUUGCGAAAGCAGCCACUGAGUAUGUCUUUCCUAACAGCCCUAGACCUGACUUUAAAUCCAAGUUCUAUUUUGUAAUCAGUGCUGUGAGCGCAUAUAAUAUGUCAGGCCUUUAGGGGUUCCUUUCCUAUAUUCUUUGCAAGCUUUCAGCAAUUAAAUUAACUGUUCAUAAACAAGGAAAUUAGGCCUGAGCAAAAAGGGUGUAAAUCAGCUACAGAACUUGCAAAAAAAGAUAGGAUUUUAGGGACUUAUGAAAACCUCUAUGCCUUUGUUAAUUACCAUUAUUUAACAGCUUUUUUACAAGUGCAUUCAAAAUUUAGGAAGUUUUAAUCUAGAUGUUUUCUUAAGAAUGAUUGAUUAUUAUUAGCGUACUCCUUAAUUUAUUGAAAUAUGUUGUCAGUCCUUUUAGCUGUUAUAUUCAAUGAGGGGAAAUGGAUCCAUUGAUGUCUCAAUAAAUCCUAUCCAGCGUGUUUAUGACUAUGUAAGCUUGAUGGCAUAAUGCAAGGUAUAGGGCCCUUUUUUUGUAGCAUCAAUAAUGCCACAAGUGUUGAUUUUUUUUUUACAAAAACAAUGAAAAGGUGUGACUGUGAUCACGUUGACAUUGUUAAAGGUUUAGAGUAUUUUACAGAUGUAUCCAGGCUUCUAUGACAUUUAUGUACAGUGUUCAUCAAGAGUAGUCUGAUAUUCUGCUAUGAUUGUUUAGAGUGCUUUUCAAGGGCAAUCGAACAUUCUGUAAUGAUUCAUAACAUUUUCUCCAAGAGUAAUUGGACAUUCUACCAUGAUUAUGUAACGUCUUCUUCUGCAGACAUUCUGAUUUCCCCUGAAUCUUUCCCAAUUCAAUUCUUUAUCCUUCCCUCUGAUUGGCCAAGGUCAGGUAAUAGCCUAGAUACAUCCCAAGACAGACAGAGUAUUUAAGGACUUUUUAACCCAGAGACAGUGGAAUUAACUGUAAGUCUCCAUGCCCAAAAGCUACAGUGAGCUAGAUAGCUAUUCAGAGUCCUUGUACCAUCAUGUUCAGUAAACCUUCUUUAUAUGUCAGCAUUCCUUGUGGCUAUUUAAUUUCUUGUCAAACAGUAAUUUCACUUAGCAUGCCAACACCUAUCAUCACAGCCAUAAGGUCAACCUUUGAAAAGAGAUAAACUAGAGAGGUUAAUUGCGUCACCAAACGUACCCUAUACACUUGGCCAUAUUCCUGAUCUAGAGACACAUACAAGUCCAGAUAUUAUUAUUGCAGUUAAAUGCCCUUUAGUUCAUGAUCUCAUUUCGAAGUCAGUUUCUGUGUUUCAUACCAGUAAGACUCACUGAUCUUUUCUCUUCUCAGUACAGGCACCCCCAAGGGAAAAUACCCGCAGUGGCAUGAGCUGUCUACCUGAGACUGGCUGCAAUUAUCACAGCUCCCGAGCUACUGUGCAGGAUCUGGGAAGAAAAGAGAGAGCUGAGAGAGCAAGAGACUUUGCAAAAAGUGCUGGAGAAUGCUUACAUAGAGCCAGAGACUGCACAGUGUGUGCCAGAGACAACUCUAGGAGAGACAGAGACUGCACAGAGAGUAGAGACUGCUCACUUAAUGCCAGAGAUUGCAUAAACAGUGUCAGAGACAGCUCUCAGACUCUCUCUCAAGAGACUGCACGAAGAGUGACAGAGUUUGCUCGCACAGAGCCCACACAGAGAGCACCAAAUACUGUUCCAAGAUUGCCUUUGGCAACAAAGAGAGCACCUCAAACUCCUCUCAGGGGGCUAGAGACUGCAUUGCAAGUGUCAGAGACUACACAGAGAGUGUCAGAGACUUUACAAGGAAAUUUAGAGAUUACAAGGAGUGUACCAGAGACUGCUCACGAGAAGCCAGAUACUGCAAGGAGAGUGCCUAAGACUGCUCUUGGGAAGCUAGAGACUGCAUAA
This is a messenger RNA of Pelobates cultripes (western spadefoot toad), 10254 nucleotides long. The record is from the annotation of a GenBank genome assembly. NCBI's taxonomy places the organism in Eukaryota, Metazoa, Chordata, Amphibia, Anura, Pelobatidae.